Medioppia subpectinata is the source of this 440-nucleotide messenger RNA. The record is from the annotation of a GenBank genome assembly. Lineage: Eukaryota; Metazoa; Arthropoda; Arachnida; Sarcoptiformes; Oppiidae.
GUAAUGAUAAAAUCUACAAAUUAUCAAAUGAUCACAAACUAUACAAAACCAUAUAUAAUGAUUUAAUCGCGUUUUACACCAAUGAAUACCAAAUCACUUAUAAAACAAUUGAUUUGAGAGAAAUAAAUGAAAUAUCAAUCAUAACAUCAGAUGAUAUCGAAAUGAAAAGCGAUGAGAAUAUGCCAAUCGAUGACAACAAGAAAUUCAAUGAAACGUUACAACAGAUUAUUAUUCAUAACAUUAAAGCAGUGGAAACAAGAAGUGGUCAGAGCGUUAAUAUCGAUGAGUUUGGCGAACCCGAGCUAAUAGGUAGGGGUGGGUUUGGCGGUGUGUAUAAAGUGAAGCAUAACUCAGGCGAUGAGGUUACACAGCCCUGUGUGAUCACACCCCGCCCGGGAGGGGAACGUCUUAGGUGGACAUCGGUCAGUAGUACCGGCUAG